AUGGCCAAUAAAGCCCCAUAUCAGACGACUUUCGAGCCAGAACAUACAAUUCAGCCAAUCUAUACCGGCGGCAGCGUUGCCCUUGAUCAAGAUGGGCGCAUUCUUGCGACAACACUUGGAGAAGAUGCUUUAUUGACGGAUUUGAAGACCGGAAAACAAUUGGCGAAGAUUGAGGGAGAUGGUGAACUUAUCUCAACAUUGACAUUAACCCCCUCCGCAUCGCAUCUCAUCAUAUGCUCUCGAUCGUUGUCUAUGCGGAUAUACGCUCUCACAGCUUCCGAGGACGGUACGAUCCAAUUCGAAGUCCUACGAACUCUCAAGCCUCAUACCACACCUGUCGUCGUUCUAGCAGUUGAUCAAUCCGGCUUGUACCUCGCAACUGGUGCUGCAGAUGGAGUAGUGAAAGUCUGGGAUAUACACGGAGGCUACGUGACACAUACAUUCCGCGGACCCAAUGUUUUGAUCUCAGCCCUCCAUUUCUUCCAGUUAGUCGCAAACAGACAGGAAGAGGAGACUGGGAUUUCUGGCAGAAAUCGAAAACGAAGGAAGAGCGAGGAGCCAGAAACCGAUGUAGCGAGAGGUUAUCGUUUGGCAUCCGGAAGUCAAGAUGGAAAGGUUCGAAUCUGGGAUUUGUACAAGCGGACCUCUGCUGCGGUUCUCGAUUCGCAUGUGUCCGAUGUUACGUCCCUCGAUUACUCGUCCGAACAAAAUGCCCUCCUUUCCGCCAGUAGAGACAAAACAAUUAUGUGGUGGGAUGCCAAGACGUGGAAGGUGCGAAAGGUUGUACCAGUACUGGAGGAGGUUGAAGCAGCUGGAUUCGUCGAGGCAGGAAAGAUGGCAUAUACUGGAGGUAUCAAUGGCAAUAUCCGAGUCUGGGAAACGAUUACUGGGCGAGAGGUUACAGCAGCGCAAUCUCCACAGACAGAAACUGAUGCGAUUGUUGCCGCGACAGUUUUCAAGGAUAGAAUUCUGACUGUGCAGUCGGACCACACUCUCGUUCUACACUCAACAACCUCUCUUCAAGAGGCAGCACAUACAAUUCCACCUCUGGACAAAGUCAAGCGGAUAUCGGGCACUCACGACGAGAUUAUUGAUUUGGGAUAUCUCCUCCCAGACAGAUCAUUGCUCGCGCUUGCACCGAACUCCGAGGAAAUACGGAUUGUUUCUUUGGGUACUGGUGCGGAUUCGGACUACUUUGGUGCAGAUGUGGCUCAGCUUCAUGGCCAUGAAGACAUCAUUAUUUGCUUGGACAUCGACUGGUCGGGACAUUGGAUUGCUACGGGCGCGAAGGACAAUACUGCACGGUUAUGGAGAAUUGAUCCUGAGACCUCGUCUUUCACAUGCCAUACUACGUUUACGGGGCAUGCGGAAUCUCUAGGAGCAAUCGCCCUCCCGAAACAAACACCAUCCGAAUCAUCGCCAGCGUUCAAAUCACCUCUUGAUCACCCACCACAAUUCCUUCUGACUGGAUCUCAGGAUCGCACAGUCAAACGCUGGGAUAUUCAGUCGUCCACGCGCAAAGCUCCACGAGCUGCUUACACGCGUCUGGCCCACGACAAGGACAUCAAUGCCCUUGACAUCAACCACACAACUCAACUUUUUGCCUCAGCAUCUCAAGAUAAGAAUGUCAAAAUCUGGUCUGUGGAAGAAGGAGAAGUGCAGGGAAUACUUCGUGGGCACAAGCGUGGUGUUUGGUCUGUCAAGUUUGCGCCGAAAGAUACUCCGUCUAUUAUCGGCGAGAGCGGACCAGCAGCUGGGAAAGGACUGGUUCUCACAGGAAGUGGAGACAAAACCAUCAAGAUAUGGAGCCUAGCGGAUUACAGUUGUGUCCGAACUUUCGAAGGUCACACUAAUAGUGUACUCAAAGUCGCCUGGCUGGGUCUUCCAAAUCCAGAAGACAGAGGUAAGAAACAUGUUCAGUUUGCGAGUGCUGGUGGUGAUGGAUUAUGUAUGGUAUGGGACGCAAGUACUGGCGAGACUUCUUGCACGCUAGAUAAUCACGAGGAUCGAGUGUGGGCCUUGACAGUCCAUCCUGUUUCCAACAUGAUCGUCUCAGGAAGUGGAGAUUCGACGGUAACGUUCUGGAAGGACACCACAUCUUCGACCCAGGCUGCCUCAAAUGCUGCUGCGACACAGUUCGUAGAGCAGGAACAAGAGCUGCAGAACUACAUCCAUGCGAAGUCAUACCGAAAAGCCAUCACACUCUCCCUGCAGCUCAACCACCCCGCUCGGUUACUUUCUCUUUUCACAUCCGUGGUGACUGGAGUACACGAGGAAGGAAGUCUCUGUGGUGUCAAGGGCGUCGAUGAAGUCAUCGCGUCUCUGUCCGAUGAGCAGAUAUUCACUCUGCUUCUACGCAUUCGGGAUUGGAACACGAACGCUAGAACAGCUGCUGUUGCACAACGAAUUCUAUUCACGCUAGUCAGAAGCUAUCCCGUGGCACGACUGGCAAACUUGCAGAUUCGGGCCGUGAAAGGACAGCAGACUUUGAGAGAGGUACACAAUGCGCUGAAGGCGUAUACGGAGAAGAAUCGGAAACGCAGUGAGGAUAUGUGGGAUGAGGCUUAUUUGAUGGAGUAUACCCAGAGGGAAAUGGAUGGAUUGAUGUUGCUGGAACCUGAGCCUGAGGUCAGUAGUGGGCUCGCUGAGUCAGAUCAGGAUAUGAUCAUGGUGUAG
Cadophora gregata is the source of this 2676-nucleotide messenger RNA. RefSeq names its product U3 small nucleolar RNA-associated protein 13 (gene UTP13). Gene Ontology annotation, cellular component: nucleolus; 90S preribosome; small-subunit processome. Gene Ontology annotation, molecular function: protein binding; U3 snoRNA binding. Gene Ontology annotation, biological process: endonucleolytic cleavage in 5'-ETS of tricistronic rRNA transcript (SSU-rRNA, 5.8S rRNA, LSU-rRNA); endonucleolytic cleavage to generate mature 5'-end of SSU-rRNA from (SSU-rRNA, 5.8S rRNA, LSU-rRNA). The transcript has 3 exons. The record is from RefSeq and is a predicted model, not a curated record. Bases 1 to 2676 code for a protein of 891 amino acids. NCBI's taxonomy places the organism in Eukaryota, Fungi, Ascomycota, Leotiomycetes, Helotiales, Ploettnerulaceae.